Messenger RNA from Ricinus communis (castor bean), 827 nucleotides. RefSeq lists its product as uncharacterized. The coding region runs from base 155 to 700 and encodes 181 amino acids. The transcript has a single exon. NCBI's taxonomy places the organism in Eukaryota, Viridiplantae, Streptophyta, Magnoliopsida, Malpighiales, Euphorbiaceae. The record is from RefSeq and is a predicted model, not a curated record.
CACAAAUUCCAAUUCCAAUUCCAAUUCCAAUUCCAAAUUGGAUUUUCCUUUUCCUCAUUGUCGUCUCAGACUUUUCGCGGCAAAAUAAAAAUCUCAACAAACCCUAAUUCUAGUUUCCCUCAUCAGAUUUUCUCCUUUCCAAUCAAAGAUCACGAUGGAUAUUUCUCUCAUCGCCGAUCCAAUUACCCUCGCCACGCAACAGCAAGGGUUAGGGUUUGCGAUCUCUCUUCUUCACCGUCAAAACAUCUCCAACACCAAUCUCCAGACCUCUGCCGUUAUUUUCGACGCAAUAGCUCCUCCGCCGGUCAAAUUCAGCUCGCGAAAAACUAUCCGCCGGAGUCUUCUUCGCAAGAAGCGGCGGAUAAGGCGGAGAUCGUACAGCGGCGGUGAAUCCGAAGACGGCGGCGAGGAUUUUGGGUUUCUCGGCGGUGAUGGCGAUGGUCCGUUUGGUGGUGGUGGAGGUGGCGGAAAUUGGAGCGGUGGGGGUAGAGGGUGGAAUUUUGAUAAAUUUGGAGGGCAUAAUUGGGAUGAAUCCUCGUCCUGGUCGUCGUCUUCUAAGUUUGCAUAUGGAUUUGUUUAUGAAGUGAUUUAUUGGAUUGCGUUAUCGAAUUGCUUGCAUUUUGCAUUUGAAAAGGUUGCGAGGAUAAUGGCUGAUAGCGAAAGAGCGAAGGGUCCUAUGAGACUCGCUUCCGUUUGCUAAUUUGGGAUUGUUAUGUAUAUUUUAUUGGGGGAUCAUAAUUAUUGUAAUUCAUUGUGGAUAUUUUCUUUGCACAGAUUGCUGUACAUAUUGUGUAUAUAUAUACUUAAUCUACAUUUGUUUCUGUGAA